AUGCAGGUGGAUAUCCAAGCCAACGCUGAGACCGUCAAUGCCUUAUCAAGCAAGGCCGAUGAAGCAAACUCUCACCUUGCCAAGUAUAUGGAACUGAUGCAGCAGAUCUUGGUUGCUCUUCAACAGCCAAUCUCGACAGCUAAAUCGUCGUUCACUGUUGAUGACCCUCGCGACGAUGAUCUUCCAGUCACCUCUGCAGCUAAUGCUGGUGAUUUGGAUGAUGAUGAUGAUGAUGAAGAUGAUGAUAAAGAAGACGGUGAGUAUCCUGACCUUCCUAAUGCUGGCAAACACCUGGACGAUGAUGAUGAUAAAGACGACGAUGAUAACGGCUUCACUAAUCAAUACCAGAGACCUGCCGGUGCCACAAAAGGCGUCACCCUCAAGGAUUCCACAUCCCAAGGGGAGCAAAGGGAGAAAGAGGCAACUCAAGAAAAGCACCAGAACACCAAGUCGAAAGACAAAGGUGUUGCUGAAGAAGGCAAUCUAAGGAGUGCGCUGCAUUCUAGCACCGACACUUCUUGUAGCAGCUCAUUCGUUGAUGCACAGGUUGAAAAGUUGAAGCAUCAGGACAAGGAAAUGGCUGAGGUAAGAAGGAAACAGAUGGAAGAGAUGCGGGAGAUGGUCAUGAAAUUCACGAAUUCUCAGUUUCCGCCGGGUGAUCUGUGGUUUGAUAAGGUCGUUGGACGUAGUGUAACAAACAAUUAA
Messenger RNA from Cynara cardunculus var. scolymus (artichoke), 705 nucleotides. RefSeq names its product vacuolar import and degradation protein 30-like. The transcript is spliced from 4 exons. Bases 1 to 705 code for a protein of 234 amino acids. The record is from RefSeq and is a predicted model, not a curated record. Lineage: Eukaryota; Viridiplantae; Streptophyta; Magnoliopsida; Asterales; Asteraceae.